Molecule: messenger RNA, 966 nt
Organism: Penicillium pulvis
Lineage: Eukaryota; Fungi; Ascomycota; Eurotiomycetes; Eurotiales; Aspergillaceae
Product: RNA polymerase III-inhibiting protein MAF1
Exons: 3
Coding region: 1-966 (321 amino acids)
Biological process (GO): negative regulation of transcription by RNA polymerase III
Cellular component (GO): nucleus
Molecular function (GO): RNA polymerase III core binding
Source: RefSeq, a predicted model, not a curated record
AUGAAGUUUCUUCCCCUACCCGAGUUCGAGGAUGUCACAGGCUCUUUGAACUUCGAUACAGCCGAUUGUCAUAUUGUUGGUGCAUGCGACCUGUACACCACAAAGGCUGCCCGAUCCGACCGGAAACUGUACAACCACAUCGAACAGUCUCUGGAAGCCCAAUACGAAUCAAUUCUCCGCUUGUCUGCGUCCUUAUCUCCUCCUAAUGCGCACGAUGCCGCCGAGGCUUUAAAUUUGUCGCGAUCCAGCCCCUUCGGCCCCCUGAGCGAGCACUCCAGUCGUCGAACAUUCGCCUACCUAAUCGCGACUCUUAACGCCAGUCAUCCGGACUAUGAUUUCUCGAAUGUGCUGCGCCCGACCGAUUUCCGCCGGGAGCGUCACCUCAAGCGCGUCAUGAAUACUGUCAACUCCACCCUUUACAACCUGCGACCCCGCGAGUCAAUCGAUCUUUCGCCAUCAUCUCCGGCGACCCUCUCCGGAUCAUACAACUCGGGAUAUCCAUGGGGCCCGCGGAUGUGGAGAAUCAUUGAUGAGCAUAUGUCCUUAAAAGAGUGCUCGGUAUACUCAUAUUCACCGGAUGAAGACGCAUCCGACUCCGAUGACGGAGCGAUCUGGAGUCUGCACUAUUUCUUCUUCAAUCCGCUGCGCAAGCGUCCAUACCCCCCAGAGGAGGGCGUUUCCACACCCACUGGCAAGCGUACGUUCGACGAUGGGUACCUCACACCCGAUUUGAGCUCCAGCAAGCGUACCCGCUACUGGCUUGGAACCCGGGCUGAGUCAUCGCUUCGUCACAGCGAAUCUGAUGAUGAUGAUGAUGAUUUGGGCCACCCAUCGCAGCCAUCGCAUCCGAUCUUGGAUGAGGAUGAUCAGUACAUGCUCAGCGAUGAGGAGCUUCAAUCUCGCUCCGGUCAUAAGGGCAUGGUCCGUGCAAUGAGUGAGGAGAUGAUGGACACUAUGGAAGUCUGA